GAAGAGACAUUAAAGCAAGGCAUCUUGCCAGCUACAACUACAACCGAUGAAGCAAAGCCAAAUUUUCUGCUCCUGCAACCUGUAUAUAUAAGACAAGCCCGCAAGGCACAAACAAGAAGGAAGGGAAGCUCUACCCCGUGUUUGCUUAUCCCUGGAGCAAAAGACCAGCCAAGCAAAUUAUAUACUGAAGGAAAAGCUCUUCCAUGGGUUCCAAGGACGAUGCACCAACCUGGGCGGACCAGUGGGGCUCUGGUGACAACGGAAGCCUCAAAAGAGCCGGCGGCAACGGCAGCAGCAUCAACGCAAAGGCGGAUAAGAAGACGGUCACCGGCAACGUGAAGGCGGCAGCGUCAGAGGGAUUCAUCAAGGCGAAGGCGGCCGCGCUGGUCGGAGCGCAGAAGGUGAAGUCCGGGACAAGCAGCGGCAUCAAGUGGGUCAAGGAGCAAUACCAGAAGAGGACCUCCAAGUGAGCUGAUAGCCUGAUACAAUGUCAUGUCAUGUACUUCUCAUUCACGCCGUAGUGAAGUUGAUAAGAGCAACAUAUUAUCUCUCGGGUGUGGACUUGUGGUUCAUUAGGGUGAGAUUUUGAUGAACUUCCUUGUUUUUAACGCUAAACUAACGAUGAAAAUAUAAGGUAGGGACUCCUCUGCCUUUUGCUUCAAACAA
Molecule: messenger RNA, 666 nt
Organism: Phragmites australis (common reed)
Lineage: Eukaryota; Viridiplantae; Streptophyta; Magnoliopsida; Poales; Poaceae
Exons: 2
Coding region: 204-470 (88 amino acids)
Source: RefSeq, a predicted model, not a curated record